CGGGAUCCCCCGGCCGGGGCUCGCCCUGAGCUCGGGGGGUCCCCGAGGAGCGGGGCUGGGGGGAUGAGCCCCAUCUCCAGCCCUCGGUGACAAAUUCUCCGGGGCUCAGCUCCCCUCAACCCACCCCUGCUCCUGCUCCAUGUCACCUCUCCUUGUUUCUUCCUCUUUUUUUGCUGGAAGUAUGGAGGUUAUGGGAUCUGGAGGGUGUGUGGAUGGGUGGGUGCUGGGGUCGCUCCCCGCCGCGGCCCCGCGCAGCUUUGGGGGGGCUGUGGGGCUGCAGGGCCGUACGGGGGGAUGUCUCGGCUCUCUCGGGCUCCCUGACCUGCGCUGCCUCUCCCGGGCCGCAGAGCCCCCGGCGGGCUCGGAGGGCGCCGUGCGGGCGCUGAGUGCGCGGCUGCUGGGGCUGGCGGGGGACCCCGAACGGGACCCGGACCCCGCCGUGUACCUGGCCCUGCGCCUGGCCCGAGAGCACCAUCCCCGGCUGGAGCGGCGCUACCUGGAGCGGCUGCAGGAGAACUUCCAGCACCCGUACGGCAGGAGCCUGCAGGACUACGGCCGCUCCCGGUGGGACGCUGAGCGCGGCAUGAGCGCGGAGGAGCCCCCGCACACGGGGCGGCUGGCACUGUACCUGCUGGGGCUGCAGGCCUCCUGUCCCCCCGUCAGUCCCCAUCGCUCGCUGGUGACAUGGCUCAAGUACUACCUGGAGGAGGAGUGGACAGGCUCCCAGCAGCGAGGCCACCCCGUCACCAGUUACUACCAGUACGGGCUGGGUGUGCUGGCGCUGUGCGUGCACCGCAAGCGCGUGCGGGACCAGGUGGUGCAGCGGCUCCUCACGGCCCAGCAGCACGGAAAGCUCGGGCACGGUGGCAACACCGUGGACACCGAGGCCGUGCUGGCGCUGGCCUUCACCUGCCUGGAGCGGAGGAGGCUGGUGGGGACCCAGCUGGCGGCCAAGCUCCGGCUGGCUGCGCACGAGGCCAGCAGGAACAUGGCCAAGGCCCAGGGCCCUGACGGCAUCAUCGGCAACAUCUACAGCACCCCGUGGGCCCUGCAGGUGUUCCUGGCCACAGGCGAGUGCCAGACGGAGCCGGCGUUCGGCCAGGCCAUGGCUGCCCUGCUGGAGAACCUGGAAGCCUUCGGCACCGCUGCCACCAUGGCCCAGGUGCUGCCGGUGCUGCACGGCCACUCCUACCUGGACAUCGCCUCCAGGCACUGCGGGGAGGAGCCAGACACGCUGACACCCCUGGACACGGAGCCCCUGCCUGAGGUGCCGGGGAACAAGACGGUGCAGCUGGUGGUGGAGUGUCCCCUGCCCUGGUGCUAUGACCUCCAGCUCUACGACCGCCUGGUGCCCGUGCCCGCCGCCGCCUCCCUGCUGGACGUGCUCCAGGCGGCCGCGGCGCUGGACCCCCGGGAAUUCAGGUUCCACACCCAGGACACCCCCCAGGGCCCCUUCCUGACCCAGGUGCUGGGGCUGGAGGCCCGGCAGGAGAAGCGGAACUACUGGCAGAUCCUGUCUGCGCCCAGCACCCCCCUGCAGAUGGGUAUCGCCGAGUACAGACCCCCUGAUGGGGCGACCGUCAUCCUGCGCCUCAGCGAGUGGUAGAGGGUGGGGGGGUGAUGGCAAUGAAACCCCCACUGUG
Melozone crissalis (California towhee) is the source of this 1643-nucleotide messenger RNA. It is a transcript of the gene TCN2, whose product is annotated as transcobalamin 2. Gene Ontology annotation, molecular function: cobalamin binding. NCBI's taxonomy places the organism in Eukaryota, Metazoa, Chordata, Aves, Passeriformes, Passerellidae. Gene Ontology annotation, biological process: cobalamin transport. The record is from RefSeq and is a predicted model, not a curated record.